CGGCAUCAUUCUAUUUCGUGAACCCUAGAAUUUGGAAUUAGCAGCCGCCAUUGGAGGAGAAGUGAGGGGAGAGAUUUAGAGUGUAAAACAACAAUGGCGGACAAGGCAGUUACUAUCAGAACUCGCAAGUUCAUGACUAAUCGUCUUCUUUCCAGGAAGCAAUUUAUCAUUGAUGUUCUUCACCCUGGCCGCGCCAAUGUUUCAAAGGCUGAGUUGAAGGAGAAAUUGGCAAGGUUGUAUGAUGUAAAUGAUCCCAAUUCCAUUUUCGUCUUUAAGUUCCGCACACAUUUUGGAGGUGGUAAAUCAACUGGGUUCGGUUUGAUUUAUGAUUCUGUAGACAGUGCAAAGAAGUAUGAGCCCAAGUACAGGCUUAUCAGGAAUGGAUUGGCCACCAAGAUCGAGAAGUCAAGAAAACAAAUGAAGGAGCGAAAGAACAGGGCCAAGAAGAUCCGCGGUAUUAAGAAGACAAAAGCAGCAGAGGCUGGCAAGAAGAAGUAAGAUGUCAACGAAGCUGACGAUGCUGUAUACACCGGUGGAGCAAUUUCCUUUAUGGUUCUAUUGUCGUCUAUAUUCCUAGCCCUCGCUGGUGCUCUUUCUUGUUUACCCUAUUAGCAAUAGUAGAUAUAGUGAAGGAUUUUGAGACUAAGCUACGAUAAUGUUUUUACUUUAAACUUUUGUUGAGAGUUUGAUCAAAGUUUUGUCCGGUUACUAAUCCUUUAUGAUAAUUUUAGCUCUAUUUACUAUCA
Amaranthus tricolor (Joseph's coat) is the source of this 746-nucleotide messenger RNA. Its product is annotated as 40S ribosomal protein S24-1-like. NCBI's taxonomy places the organism in Eukaryota, Viridiplantae, Streptophyta, Magnoliopsida, Caryophyllales, Amaranthaceae. Gene Ontology annotation, molecular function: structural constituent of ribosome. Gene Ontology annotation, cellular component: ribosome. The record is from RefSeq and is a predicted model, not a curated record. Gene Ontology annotation, biological process: translation. Bases 94 to 498 code for a protein of 134 amino acids. The transcript is spliced from 5 exons.